This is a messenger RNA of Monopterus albus (swamp eel), 905 nucleotides long. It is a transcript of the gene pcp4a, whose product is annotated as Purkinje cell protein 4a. Bases 176 to 493 code for a protein of 105 amino acids. The transcript is spliced from 3 exons. Gene Ontology annotation, cellular component: cytoplasm. Gene Ontology annotation, molecular function: calmodulin binding; calcium ion binding. NCBI's taxonomy places the organism in Eukaryota, Metazoa, Chordata, Actinopteri, Synbranchiformes, Synbranchidae. The record is from RefSeq and is a predicted model, not a curated record.
UUGUUCUGUCUUGCUGAGUGGAGGUGUGACCCCACUGCUGUGUCACACUGCUCCUGGCCUGCUGAAUACCAGAGCAUUAUCAGGCAGAUGAGAGUCAGCAUGGUGCUGGAAAUUCUAGAGACAUGCUGCACAGAAAAACAGAUGGCCUCACUUGCAAACUUCACUGGCUGUCCUGAUGGUACAUGGGGGAGCAAGGAAGACAAUGAUGAGUCUCUUAUGCCAGUUUUAUUUCGCUUUGUUUCUGCUUAUCUCAAAUGCAUCAAAACUGCUUUGGCAUGUGAAAUGUAUUGAAAGCUCAGGAUUAAUCAUUGAGAGACCAGCAUCUGGAACAACAGCUGGAAACACCAAACCGUCUGCUAGCCAAGAUGAACAGAAACACCUCCCUCAAGACUUUGACAUUGAUAUGGAUGACCCUGAGACGCAGAAGGCUGCCGUGGCCAUCCAGUCGCAGUUUAGGAAAUUCCAGAAGAAGAAGCAGGAUUUGAAGUCAUAAAGCAAGUGCAGUUAGCUGCGUCUUCACCUGAUGUGGACCUGGUUUUGCAUGUGAAUCAAGCUGCAACUUUAUGAACUGAGAAUUAAGGGUUGGGGCGGGAUUCCUGAAGGUGGAAGCAGGGGUGGGAUGGUCUGAGCACUGAAAAGUAAGCUAUCUUUGUGAAAGUCUGUGUGUAAUUAUUAACUUAAACUUAAAUGAACUAUUAUAUACAUUACUGUAUGUAUUUAAACUGUUCCUAUAAUUUUGCCAUUUCAAUUUUUUUUUUGUUGUUUUUUGUUUUUUUUUACCCCUGUGACACUUCACAGUGUGGCUGCAGUGGAGCAGAAAUAUGAAUUGUUUUUUACAUUCACAUUCAAUGUAAUUUACCCAUGUAAACACAACAAAUGAAAAUAAAUUGUCUCAUAAACUGUCA